Messenger RNA from Stylophora pistillata, 3311 nucleotides. RefSeq names its product patched domain-containing protein 3. The record is from RefSeq and is a predicted model, not a curated record. Gene Ontology annotation, cellular component: membrane. Lineage: Eukaryota; Metazoa; Cnidaria; Anthozoa; Scleractinia; Pocilloporidae.
AAACAUUAUUGUUUCCACUUCAGUUGGCUGUCACGAAUGUAGUUAACAUUACUUACUUUGAAGACGUCAGGAAUACGUACAUAAAUAUUGAUCCUCUGUCCAUUCAAACAGAUAAAAUUUUACCUAUCAGCGACUCUAAUGAAUAGGCACAACAGAUCUCUGUACAUGGCAUAACGACGGCUUUUUACAGAUAAAAACCAUGGAAACAGUUUCAAAUACGUCUGAAGAAAUUAAGUCAACGGAUAGGAGUAGCUGCUGCUGUCCACAAAGACUAAAUCCAUGCCACCUGUGGUCCUCGUUCUGCAGCUGGUAUUGGCGCUCUUUGGGACGUUUCUUUGGUUGGUUUAGUGAAGGGAUCACCAAGCAUCCAUUGAUGACGAUCCAGAUAUGCCUCGUGUUCGUCAGUGUUUGUUCCGUGGGGUUUGUUUGGUUCCAGUCCGAAACAAGAACAGAAAAACUUUUCAUACCUCAAGACAGCAAGUCCAUAACUGACUUGGAAAUUGCUGAGAAAUACUUUCGAGUCAAGAUUCGAGAGGAAAUCAUCCUUUUGGUGGCAUUGUCGGGUAAUCAGAAUAUUCUAUCUCCUGAGUGUCUAAGACAGGCCUUACAAGCUCACAAUGCAGUCAUCGAAUUGGAAUCGUAUACCGAUUUCUGCGUCACACUGUCUGUGAACAAAUCCACGUCACCAGAAGACUGCGUGAUGGUCAACCCGAUGGAAUUUAUAAAGUUCAAUGAAAGCAAACUGAUCGGUAAAGAUUUAACACAGGUUCAAUAUGAACUUGGCAAAGCGUACAACGACACCAGUUCACUCAUGCGCAAUGGACGCCCUUUCUGGUUCAAUUUUAACCGCAUGUUUGGCAAUGCUACCCGGAAAAAUGGAAUCGUAACCGACGCCAAGGCGUUGCAAAUGAUUUAUCUCAUUCAGGACCCUAGCGACGACGAAACGAACGAAAAAGUCCUCAAUUGGGAGAAGACUUUCGUGGAUAAGGUAGCUUCAUUAGUUGACAAACUUCCCUGCUUCGAGGUCCAUUACUCGAGCGAAAGGAGCUUGGACGAUGCUAUCGCUGAGAGCAGUGGGUCUGAUGUCUCAUUGGUGGCAAUUACUUUCACCCUCAUGGUCUCCUUUGCUUGCCUCAUGCUAGCAAAGUUUUUAAAUCCGCUGACCGGCCAUUCCCUGCUCGCUAACGCAGGAGUGUUCGCAGUGGCCCUGGGUAUUUUGGCUGGGCUUGGCCUAGGCAUGUGGUUCCGAGUGCCAUUUAUCAGUCUCGUAGGAGUGCUGCCAUUCCUGGUUAUUGGAGUCGGUAUCGACGACAUAUUCAUCAUAAUGGAUGAGCUUGAUCGACAGCCACGUGAUCUCUCAACGGCUGAAAAGAUCAAGAGGGUUAUGAAGCAUUCAGCACCGACUGUUACCAUGACAACAAUGACCGAUUUGGUAGCGUUUGCUGUCAGCACUUCCACGUCAUUUCCGGCCAUAAGGUAUUUCUGUGUCUACGCCGCUUUGACGGUGACGUUUUCUUUCCUCAUGGUUAUCACUUACUUCGUGGCCAUCAUGUCAUACGACCUAAGACGCAUCAAGUCGGGGCGCAGGGACUGUUUACCAUUCUGCCAUGCCCCUCCACCAAAGGAGGGUGCCCCAGCCUGGGACGAGCCUGUGCCACAAACGUCGAAUCGUGCUAUGGAGUACUGGGGCAAAUUUUUGACACAUCCGGUUACUAAAAUUGUAAUCAUAUUUCUCUCGCUGUUGCUUCUUGGUGCUGGGAUUUAUGGAGUCAGUCAAGUGGAUGAGGAGUUUGAUAGGAGAAUCCUAGCAAAGGACGGUUCUUACUUGAAGCGAUUUUUGACCGCCCAACAAAAUAACUUUGAGCUUUCUCUUCCAGUAAGCAUCGUGGAGACUGGUGGGGUCGAUUAUGGAAUAAGCUCCACUCAGGAACAAAUUAGAGCACUUACGCCAAUCGUCACGGAGAAUAGGUACUACAAGAACUUGUCUUUUUCGUGGAUGGAUGCAUUUGCACAGUAUGCCAAAAAGUCUAACAAGAACAUAACUGGUCAAUGGUUUUUGCCUGAAUUGAAAGCAUUCCUCCAUAUCCCUGACUUUUCUUAUUUCAAUCAAGACUUAUAUUUCUCCGCGGACAACUCAAGGUUGGAAGCUUCGCGCAUACUCAGUUUUAUGAAGGAUUCUGCCAGCUCCACCUUUCGAAAAGAUGCAAUGCUCACGCUACGUGAAGACCUAACAGAAAUGUCGAAACUAGAUGCAUUUCCAAUCACUCGGAAUUUCAUAUUCAUUGAACAGUACGCUAUCACGACAAGGGAGACUAUAAGGAACCUAUUGAUCGCGGGCCUUACUGUCCUAAUCAUUACGAGCCCCUUUUUGGUGGACUUUACCGUGACGCUCCUCGUAGUGCUUAACUUUGCGUCCUUGAUAUGUGAGUUAUUUGGUGUGAUGGUCAUUUGGAAUGUAUCCCUAAACACAGUCUCUAUGGUUAAUCUUGUCAUGGCCAUCGGUUUUGCAGUUGAUUAUAGUGCACACGUCGCGCAUGCUUACGUGACAUCCAAAAAAGCAACAGCCAAUGAGCGAGUGGUUGAAGCUCUAAGUACACUGGGUGCGAGUGUUCUCAUGGGAGGUUUUAGUACUUUUCUUGGCAUGGUAAUACUCGCGUUUGCAUCUUCGGAAGUCUUCCGGAUUUUUUUCCGAAUGUUCUUCGGAAUCGUCGUGCUUGGUCUCCUUCACGGACUGUGCAUCUUGCCUGUCUACAUGUCUUUAAUGUGCUGGAAGCCCAAUGCUGUUGAACCUUCCUCGAUUGGGGACGGAGCCGAAGAAAUAACUGGAGAAGUGGUGCAACACAAAGAUUCCCAUGUAUUUGGCAUUGAUUUACAACUAACAUCCGUUGAGAAUGGAGAGGAGAUUCCUACGCACCAGAAGACUGCAUUGGGACUCCCUGAGGAUGGCACUCGAGCUCAGCAAAUUGGUAAAAAUGGAGAGGGCAGUACCCAGCGAGAUGGUGAACCUGUCAUCGAUGGAGGAAUUGAAAAUAAGGGAACUACUUCUGAUGAAGAAGACCUAGGGUUGAAGUCAAGAGAUGAAAAGCAGUCUUAAACGCCAGCUGGUGUAACAGCCAAAAUGAAAAAAAAAGCCGAUCAUACGCAGAACAGUGUAGAAAUCAACAGAGAAAAAUAUAAAUACAUUGCACUCGACUGAAAUGGGGGCGUGCUUUGCAAGACAUGUAAAGAAUGCACGUACCUUUCGAAUUCACUCUCAAUUUGUGAAAAGGUAGUUAUGUAGUUUUACGGAAUAAAGGUUCCCUGCAAACUUA